AUAACUGGCCUCGUAAAUAAUAUCCAUUAUCUUGAACAGCGCUUAUCACCAGAUAAUCCACGCGAAAUAGAUUCACAAUUUCAUACCGCAGAUAUUGAGUUUUCCACACACGAAUACAAAAAUCCACUACUUGGUUAUCAAAGCUAUUAUUCAGCCACACACCAGUAUCCUGUUCAAUCAUUGCAGCCAAACGCUUUUGUCCCAUUUCUCCCGACAUUUCUGCAGCUACCACUUUCAUUAGUGCCCGCAACGCAACAAGUGUUGCCUGCGUUGCAUGACCGCGUUUUACAAGACAUUACUUCGAAAAAUCAAAAACAGGAAGGAGGAGCAACAUCAUCGACAAUGCAACCAAUGUGGUCUACGGCAGCGGUUGCUGCGGCGCAUAUUCAAGCUGCUUUAGCGGCCGCGGCUGUUGCGGCUAGCGGAAAUAAUAAUAAUAGCGUAGACAACAACGUUUGUCCAAUUAAUUGUGAAACUACAAAAAUCUCUCUUGGGAGUACUGCUGCUGGUAACAUUAAAACUAGCAGCAGCUCUUUAUAUAGUAGCAUAAGCAAAAGCUCCAGCAGGAGUAACGGAGGCUGUUUACAGUCGCCUAACAAUAGCGAUAGCACUCCAUUAUCAACAAUAUCUUACACGACUGAUGUCGGUGUUACACCGCCAGAAUCGCCCAUGGAUCAAUUGAAAUCUAUUUACCACAAUAAAUACGAGGAAUCACCAUUAGAUAUUGAAGACACUUUUCGUGCAAAUGAACGGUUACAACCAGCUCAAAAGGAAAUACAUUUAUUUAAGAAAGAUGAAUCAAAUGAAGAACUUGAUGAGCAUGAAGAUAUUCUCGAAACAGAUACGCCGCUGAAUUUGUCUAAACAUAAAUUUUCAUCAUGCCCAUCUCCACCAACUUUCACAACUAGUUCACCUGGAUUACAGCAACGUGAAGCAUUGACUGCCAUGUCAACCUCUCCAAUAUCAUGGCCAGCAGAAAGCUUGCCUCAUGGGAAUGGUGACGUCGUGGCUGAUGAGAAUUCAACCAGUUUGCAUUUAAAGAAUUCUAUGAGAGUAGCUGCUGCGGCAGCUGCGGCCGCGGCUGUAGCAGCAGUGGGCUUACCAUGUCAAUUUUUGCCAUACGCAACAAAAACUCCGAUGCGAAAAACUAUAAAUGUAUCAAUCGGUUCUACCUCAGGGCGAUGUUCAUCACCUUGUAACGAUCUGACGCGUGCGCAUUCCACCAAUGAUGUGUUUUCUGAAACGGAAGUCAACUUGCUAGCUUGCCAGAUGUGGAGUGCAGCCGUAAAUACACCAGAUGCUUCAUUGCAGCAUAGUCAACAGCAGCACAUAUACCAAUCAUCAAAUGCAGCUCCUAUCAUUCAAAUUAUCAGCAGUAGUAGCCCCGACGGAAGUUACCAUGAAGAUGAUGUUGCAGUAGAAAAUAUCCGGCUAACAAGCAAGUGCGGGGAUAAAUCAGAACAAUCAACACCAAUCGCUAGCCAGAUAGACUCAUUGGUGGUACCCCAACAUCAUCAACAGAACCGCAAACACCAUCAUCAUCAUCAUCAUCAGAAUCCUCACACCUUACAUGGGCACCACAUUUCACCGCAUGAUCAGCCCCUCCGCCAAAAACAUCAUCAGCAUAAGCAAAAUAUAUCAGAACCAGUUGAUAUUAAUUACGAGAUCAGCAAUAAAAAUAAAAGUCCUUCGCUGGGGCCAAACAACUCUCAAAUACAUAGCAUUCACGCAGGUGGGCAUACCAAGCCACACAUAAAACGGCCCAUGAACGCUUUUAUGGUAUGGGCUAAAGAUGAACGCCGAAAAAUUUUAAAAGCCUGCCCGGAUAUGCACAAUUCCAAUAUCUCGAAAAUACUGGGCGCCCGUUGGAAGGCCAUGUCGAACGUAGAUAAACAACCGUAUUAUGAGGAACAGUCUCGUCUGUCCAAAUUACAUAUGGAACAGCACCCGGAUUAUCGUUAUCGACCACGACCAAAACGAACUUGCAUCGUAGAUGGAAAAAAGAUGCGUAUAUCUGAAUACAAAAUUUUGAUGCGCAACAGACGCGCCGAAAUGAGGCAGUUAUGGUGUCGUGGUAAUGUUGCAGGGGGAAUAGCAGGUGGUAAUAUACCUACUGGUGGAACAGGAACACUGAUUAGCGCUCCGGAUAUUAUUGUUGGCAGCAACGUUCAGUCGGCAGUUGCAGCAGCAUUUCACCUUCAAGAUAUAAGUCAUUCUGCUGCCGCCUCGACAACAGCAACAAUAGCUGUCGGCCAAUUAGUUAAUUGUAAAACAAAUAUAGAGAGUGUGUCUACUUCGAAUGGUCUAACAUCGAACAGCAGCAGUUACUAUUAUCCUCCUGAUAGUAUGUCACCGUCUGGACUUUCAUCCGAGGGAAAUACUCCCAGCUUCAGUUCUCGCGAUGAUGAUUAAAAAAUAUUCGUACAAAACAUUAUUUAAAAGUAAUUAAAAGGAAAUAACCAUUAUUUAGUCACAUAAUGCUAAUUCCGAAAAAUAAUAAUUAUGUACUUAAGCAAUUUGAAUCAACCAUGUGCCAUUCUCAAUACUUAUACAAAGAUCAUAAAAUGCACAAAAAUAUACAUAUAUAUGUACAUAUAUAAGUCUGUAAAAACGUAUAUUUGUAGACCCCUGGGAUCUUACCCCGAAGUUACACUAAAGUUGAGUUUAUUUUAUUUAUUUAGUUAGUAUAUUUUACUUUUUGUGUAAAUUUACUCGAGGAUAUAUGAAUAUGUUUACAUGUUCAUUUUUUAUGUACAAAUUGUAUAAGCUGAUAAAAAUUUAAAAACUUAGAAAAAAAUAUGGGAUACGUCUCAAUUCAAAAUUAUAUUCAAUCUUGUGCCAUACGAAAAGAGGAGUAGGUUAAAUGAUAUUUCCAAAUAUUUAUUUCAAUAGACAUACCGCAUUUCCCAGAGAUAUCUAAAAUUAAGUUUAACUCGGCCAAAAUUACUUAAGCGUUUAUCGCGCCAAUCAGGGCAAGGAAUUCCUGUUAGCGUUAAAGAUACUUUAUAAAUGAAAAUCCUUAGGUCUUAAAAUAAAGAAAAAUAUAAGAAUUUGCAAAAGUUCUUGGAUUUUAGAAGCUAUGUAUUUUAAACAAAAUACUUCGAUAGUUUUCAUUCACGCAAUAUUGCAAAAAGUUUUAAUUAUUCGGAACACAGAGCGGUUUGGUGCAAAUUCAAUCUUCCGUAUCUGCGACACAUACACCCUGCGAAAUGUUUACAAAAGUUGCAAUAGAUUUCGGAGUUCAGAAAAUAUUUGAGAAUAUUUCUUGUUUUAAUUGUUUUAUUAAAAUUUCAUUCACAUAAAUACAACUACAUAUUGAGUAAAAUAUUAAUAAA
Messenger RNA from Anastrepha obliqua, 3335 nucleotides. RefSeq lists its product as uncharacterized. Gene Ontology annotation, molecular function: RNA polymerase II cis-regulatory region sequence-specific DNA binding; DNA-binding transcription factor activity, RNA polymerase II-specific. The transcript has a single exon. Gene Ontology annotation, biological process: regulation of transcription by RNA polymerase II; cell fate commitment. The record is from RefSeq and is a predicted model, not a curated record. The coding region runs from base 343 to 2412 and encodes 689 amino acids. Gene Ontology annotation, cellular component: nucleus. NCBI's taxonomy places the organism in Eukaryota, Metazoa, Arthropoda, Insecta, Diptera, Tephritidae.